Molecule: messenger RNA, 1636 nt
Organism: Meloidogyne enterolobii
Lineage: Eukaryota; Metazoa; Nematoda; Chromadorea; Rhabditida; Meloidogynidae
Source: the annotation of a GenBank genome assembly
GAUGAAAAUUCUAGUUUAUUUCAUUUUGUGUUUAAUUAAUAUUAUAACAGCUUAUGAACUACAUAAACUAUCUCCAUUUACUAUUUUAUGGAGAAUGGAUAACCCAAACCGGAUGAAGUUUGGAAGACGUUAUGAAAUAAAAAAUUUAGAAAAUGGAAUGAGCCAAUUAUCUCAUAUUGAAAAAAAUAUACCUCCUAACAUUAUUCCUUCUAAUUCAUUAAAUGAUGCUUAUGUCCGGCUUUGUAAUGAUUUUGAUAAUACCGACCUUAAAAAAGAAUUUCUUCAAAAUUUAAAUGAAAGUUUAAUAUUUCAAAAAGCUGGAGAAUUAUACGAGAAUAGAGAAAAUUAUUUUGUUGAGUUUAUAGAAGAUGAUGGCCAAAAAAGUUUCAUUGAUAAAGUUGGGGAACUCUUAUUUUCUGAGGAAGAACCGCAAUUCUAUUCCUUAUUUUGCCAAUUCACACAAGAGAAGGGAAACUGGCAUUCUUUUAUACGUGAACAGCCACAUAUGAAAAUUAUUUCGUUAAAGCUCAUAAACAACAAUGAUGAAAUAAAGGAUAUGCAAGUUAAAUUCAUAGAAAAUGGAAGAAUGAGGAAAAGACGGAUUUUAAUUGGAACUAGUUUGGAUUUUGAAAUUGUUGUCUUUUCAUUGUGUGCACUGUCAAUUAAAGACAAAGAGGAAUGGAAGCAUUGUUCAGCUCCCAUUGAUGGCGGAUAUCAUUUUGAUAUGGCACUUAGAAUGUCAGAGAAUUAUGGACAUUUAAAUAUAGCUUCGUUUACCAAAAUUUUAAAAAAGAAGAAGCGAAAGCACAAAUCUGAUCCAGAAUUUCAAAAAUUAGUUGAAGAACUAUGGGAAAAGGAUGUUGAUAGAGUUGACGAAUCUGCUAUUACACUAAAUUGGCAAGGAAAACUUGAGAAAAAACAAGUAAAGGACAUUUCGCCUGAUCCCUUAUUCUCUUCUGUUGAUGAAUCUAUAUUUCAAAAACCUAUAUACGCUGCUCUACUAGAGAUGUACAAAGAAAAUAAUUUUUAUCAACAAGUGUGUGAACAAGAACCUCCAAUGAACGAGGAAAGAAGAGAAAAAUUUGUAAAAAUUUGGGGAUUAAUUACGGAUAGUGAAGUAUUUAAAUUAGGUUAUGACUUUCUUCUAAAUCAUGGUAAAACUGACAAAAACUUUGAUGAGUUCCGUGAACAUAUGUUUGAUUUUUGGUUUGGUACUUAUUCCCGUUGUGAGCAGCAUGAGAAUUCUGAACCUUUAGGAAGCUCGGGUUUUGAACAUGUGUUCAGUGGUGAAUGGAAACAUGGAACCGGUGUUGAGGGACACCAUAAUUGGUUGCGUUAUUAUUUGGGAGAAAAAGCUGGAGAAAUUAAUUACUAUGGGUAUUUCGAGCAUCAAAACAAUAAUAUUUUGGGCACCUUCCAAUAUAAAUGGAAGGGAUUUUUAAAGCGUAUUGGUGGAUUCUUCUUUCGAACUUCACCUGCUUUUGACUUUACACUGUUUACUGUAUGUUCUCUCACUCAACCAGGCAACGAAGCCUGUCAUUUUGAAUUGUUGAACACAAAAAUGUUUGUUACUAGCUUCAAAAUGAAAUGCAACAAUGGAACGUGUUUGGCAACAUCUUACCCUGGAUUAUAUUGA